UACGUACUAAACUCCACCCAUCUUCGCCCAUCACCACCUAUAACCUCCAACAGCAACUCUCUUACACACCUCCAUCCAGUCCCCGUCGCGCCGACAACUACGAUGCGCCUAGGUCGGUAGCCGCCGCUUCUGCCAAAUGGACUUGACACGCAGCAGCCUAUCCCGCCAGCCCCACCACGAGCCACCAUGUUCUCGACCAUCACCGCUGCGCCGGCCAAGCAGUCCGUCGGCGAGACCAUAACCGUCCUCAGCGGCCGCCUCAGCUCUGCCACCCUCCUCGAAGACCGCCGCGCCGCCAUCCUCGGCCUGCGGAGCUUCGCGAAAGAGUACCCCGCCUCCGUCGCCUCGGGCGCUCUGAGGAGUCUCAUCGGCAGCUUGUCCAAGGACGGCGAGGAUGUCGACACCGUCAAGGUCGUCCUCGAGACCCUGCUGAUGCUGUUCAGCCCCAACCAGGACAGCCCCGAAGCGUCCGAAGAGAUCGCCCUCUGGCUGGCCGACGAGUUCACCCAGCGGCAGGAGAACAUCACCCUGCUCCUCGACUUCCUCGAGACCAACGACUUCUACUCGCGGCUCUAUUCCCUCCAGCUCCUCCUCGCCAUCCACUCCGCCCGCACCGAGAGGACCGAGAUAUGUGUCUUCACCGCCCCCCUGGGGAUCUCGAGGCUCGUGUCCGCCCUCGACGACCGGAGAGACGCCGUCCGCAAUGAGGCCCUUACCCUCUUGACCUACCUGACUCCCUCCUCUCCCGAUAUCCAGAAGCUGGUGGCCUUCUCCAACGUAUUUGGGCGUGUCUUUGCCAUAAUCGCCGCCGAGGGGUCCCUGUCCGAGGGCGAUAGAGUAGUCGAGGACUGCCUGAUCCUGCUCGCAAACCUCCUCCGCCUCAACCCGUCAAACCAGUCUCUUUUCCGUGAGGAAGGCUACAUACCACACCUAGCGAAGCUGCUAGAGAGCACAUAUCAUAGCGGGAAGGGAGGGGAGGAGGACGUGGCCCUCUGGGCGCAGGAACAGCGCAACAGGAAUAUAUACGCACUUCUAGCCGUAAUCCGGCUCUUCCUCGUGCCUGGCGCCGUUGGCACCCCGCAGAAUCAGGCGGCUUUCUGGCAGCACGGCGUCCUCUACCACGCCUUGCAGCUCGCUUUUAGCCAUGAUGCCGAGAUGACCAUCAGAGCAGAGGCUCUGACGGCGUGCGCCGAUACUAUCAGAGGUAAUGCCAAGCUGCAGGAGACCUUUGCCCAACUGCAGGUCCCUUCGGUUUUAGACGAGGUCCCGCCCGCCGCCGCCGCCGCCGCCAACGGACAGGUGGGCAAGGCGGAUAGCAUACCAGCCGUCUACGUAAUCGACGGCCUUCUCGACCUGACCCUGAGCGUACCCACAGUGCAGGCAUUCGACCUACGGCUGGCCGCGUGCCAAUGUAUCAAGGCCUACUUCUACAAUCACCCUCAAGUCCGCCUCCAUUUCCUGCGACGAGCCAUCGACGGCCACGAGUCCGGCGUGGACGAGACGGCGAAUGUGCUGACGACGUUGCUUCGGCCAUCCAACGACCGGAGUCCGGUCGACCCGUAUCGCCAUUGGUUCGCGGCCGUCAUCCUCUUCCAUCUCUUGUUCGACAACGCCGAAGCGAAGGCGCUCGCCAUGGAGGUGACGGAAGGCGAUGCGAAGAGUGGCGAAGAAGUGGUGACCAGUAUCCAAACCGUUGCCGCCCAUCUUAUCAGCGGGUUAGCCAGGGUAGGUGACGAGCGGAUAUCCGUAGGCUAUUUGAUGCUGUUGAUAGGAUGGCUAUAUGAGGACCUCGACGGGGUCAACGAUUUCCUCGGUGAGGGCAGCAAUAUACAAGUUCUAGCGCAAGAGGCUGUGCGGCACAACCCCAGCAGCAGUAUUGUCCGAGGGCUAUGUGCUAUGCUCCUCGGGGUCGUCUACGAGUUCUCUACGAAGGAUUCGCCGAUUCCUCGGUCUACCUUGCACUCGGUUCUCGCGACCCGGAUGGGCCGAGACAAGUACAUCGACAGCCUCGCUCAGUUGCGAAGCGAUCCUCUUAUGAGGGAUUUUGAAGUCCUCCCGCAGAAGUCGGACGGCGCGGGCAAUCUGCCAGACGUGUACUUUGAUGCGACAUUCGUGGAUUUUUUCAAGGAUAAUUACAGCCGCAUGGUUAGGGCUAUCGACCGCGACCCCGGCAUGGAGAUCUCGGUGGUGGCAAAUGGUAUCCAAAAGGGGAUAUCCCGCGAAAUGGUGGACUCGCUGCGGGCACAGCUCGACGAGAAAGAGCGAGCGCUACAGGGGGCAUUGGGCGAUAUAGCUUCGCUAAACGGGAAGCUUGGCCAAGAACAGGCCGACCAUCGGAGAACCAAGGAAGCCUCCGCGGCCGAGCUGGCGCGGAUACGGAACGUCAACGAAGCUAUCCAACAACACCACGAGCAAGAGAUCAAGGAAAUCGAGGCGCAGCAACGGUUGAAGAACGAGGCGUAUCAACAACAGCUAAAGACGGUUCAAAAAGAAGCGUCAGCAGCCGCGGAGGCAAUCCACGCCGAGUACCGUGCCAAGGAGGCAGAGGCGCAAAGGCAACUCGAGCAGGUUCGCAAGAGUGCCGAAACCGAGGCCGCGCGUGCUCAGCGGCGAUGGGAUGCCGAGAUGGCGGACCUUCGCGCCACCAUCAGCCGCCUCGAGGUCGACCUCAUGAAAGCGAAUAAAGCCAAGACAGAAGAACUUCAAGCUGCUCGGAAGGAAUCGACAGCCAAGCUGUCAGAGGAGGAGUCGAAGACGAAGGCGGCCGAGAAGCGGCGCUUGGAUGUCGAGAAGCAGCUGUCGCAGAGGGAUAAAGAGUUGAAAGAGUGCCAGUCGCAAGUCCGAGAAAAGGAGGAGCAAAGAUCGGCGACGCAAGGCGAGCUCGACGACCUUCUCAUGGUAUUCGGCGACCUAGAGGAGAAAGUGGAGAAAUACAAGAAACGACUCAUCGAGGCAGGCGAGAGCGUGUCGGAUGGCGAGGAAGAGAACGAAGAGGAAGAAGGCAGCGACGACGACGAUGAGGACGACGACUCUAAGACGGACGGCGUGGAUUAGACAAGACGUCUCCAGCCACUCCUGCUGCGGGUCGUCUCGUUACACCGGUAUAAAGACGGAAAUUGUAUGUCAGGCCAACCCCGGGAGGUCUUGAUAUGCCUCCUCCCGGCACGCCUAUACUAUAGGGCCCGUCUCGCAGGCAAGUGAACACGUCGCCGAAUGCUGCUCGAAGCUGGGCUCUCUACAAACAUAUAGCAGGCCGGCACGAACACGUAGGAGGGGGGAUCGGAGGCGACGGGUGCGUUACGAGAGACGCAUAGAUGCUUAUGCGAAGGUGUCGCCUCUGCUAGUUGCCCAUUUCCUGGUCGAGCAGGAUUCCGACUUGGGGUGUUAACGACCUAGAGUCAGAGAUAGAGAGGGAGACGAGGCAGUACAAUGUAUACGAGCAUCGCGAUGUGGAGGGACACGAGCGCCUCGAGCGAACGGCGAUCGACUUGGCAAAUGCCUAUACGGUAUACACACACAUAUCCUGUUCACACAUAUAUACUAUUCGCUGAAAUAUAUACCUAUAUACUGUAUAUUAUAUAUAUACUGUUGAUAUAUACCUGUCUAUAUGAUUGAUGUACUCUCGGUGUAUAUUUACCUAGGUAAUAUAAGGCCACGUUGAACAAGGGGUCGGCGACAUCUUUUUGUAUUUUACUUGGACCUACGUGUACCCGUCUACACCCUCCUACUGUUAUAUUGCAUUUAGG
Molecule: messenger RNA, 3746 nt
Organism: Durotheca rogersii
Lineage: Eukaryota; Fungi; Ascomycota; Sordariomycetes; Xylariales; Xylariaceae
Product: p115 like vesicle tethering protein
Exons: 6
Coding region: 187-3054 (955 amino acids)
Biological process (GO): vesicle fusion with Golgi apparatus; endoplasmic reticulum to Golgi vesicle-mediated transport; intracellular protein transport
Cellular component (GO): cytoplasm; endoplasmic reticulum; Golgi stack
Source: RefSeq, a predicted model, not a curated record